Messenger RNA from Sinocyclocheilus anshuiensis, 4065 nucleotides. RefSeq names its product runt-related transcription factor 2-like. The record is from RefSeq and is a predicted model, not a curated record. Bases 548 to 1942 code for a protein of 464 amino acids. The transcript is spliced from 8 exons. Gene Ontology annotation, biological process: neuron differentiation; regulation of cell differentiation; regulation of transcription by RNA polymerase II. Lineage: Eukaryota; Metazoa; Chordata; Actinopteri; Cypriniformes; Cyprinidae. Gene Ontology annotation, molecular function: RNA polymerase II cis-regulatory region sequence-specific DNA binding; DNA-binding transcription factor activity, RNA polymerase II-specific; ATP binding. Gene Ontology annotation, cellular component: nucleus.
ACUGUCAUUUCUCAAAGAGCCGAUUAUGCAACUUACGCGGAGACACACCUGGAGCCUAAACGGCAGAGUUAACCAGCGCAGGAAUGAGACCGGGACACGGAGAGGCUGAGAAGGACAGAAACGGAGCUGCCGAAAAUCCCAGCCCCUUCCCUUCAGACUGACAGGAGCUGAGGUUGCAUCCCGCUGGAUGUGAGUAGGAAACGCAGGACCACUGACAAGAGGGCUGAACCCUCUCGGCUGCUCUGAUGUCACCGAACACAUGACCCAGCCUCUCCAGUAACAGCCCAUCAGGAGAGGAAAAAAAGUGUGUUUUAAAGCUUACACGUUUUUGGAUUGCGAGAAUGUCUCAUUCCCCUCACAAACAACCACAGAACCACAAGUGCGGUGCACGAGAUUUCCCCAGGACGACAGGAGGGAGCCACUGGGGCGUAAAUGGUUAAUCAGAGUGGGUCAACCCCAGUCACAGAGACCCAACAAGUCAUUUAGGACUUCAAGGGUCACCACGACCUCCAGAGGAGGAGAGAACCGAGGAGAUCCACGUGCGGCUAUGGCGUCUAACAGUCUUUUCAGCUCGGUGACUCCGUGUCAGCAGAACUUUUUCUGGGAUCCGAGCACCAGCCGCAGGUUCAGUCCGCCGUCCAGCAGCCUUCAGCCGGUGGCGGGGAAGAUGAGCGAUGCGCAGCAGGAGCAGAACGCGGCGCUGCCGAGACUCCGACAGCACGACAACCGGACGAUGGUGGAGAUCAUCGCGGACCACCCCGCCGAGCUCGUGCGGACGGACAGCCCCAACUUUCUGUGCUCAGUGCUGCCGUCUCACUGGAGGUGCAACAAAACUCUCCCGGUGGCGUUCAAGGUUGUUGCUCUGGGAGAUGUUCCUGACGCGACGGUGGUGACAGUUAUGGCAGGAAAUGACGAGAACUACUCGGGAGAGCUGCGAAACGCCUCAGCUGUCAUGAAGAAUCAGGUGGCACGUUUCAACGACCUGAGAUUUGUUGGCAGGAGUGGAAGAGGAAAGAGCUUCACGCUGACAAUCACAGUAUUCACGAACCCACCGCAAGUGGCUACUUACCACCGAGCCAUAAAGGUCACAGUGGACGGACCGCGGGAGCCGCGAAGACACAGACAGAAACUGGAAGACCCCCCUAAACCGCCGCUGUUCUCCGAGCGCCUGAGCGAGUUAGAGCGUUUCCGCCAGACCAGCAUGAGAGUUGCCGUGCAAACCCAGAGUCCCCGGCCGUCUCUCAACGCCAUGCCGAACUCCUUCAAUCCGCAGGGGCAAACUCAGAUCUCAGAUCCGCGGCAGGCGCAGUCCUCUCCGCCCUGGUCCUACGAGCAGCCCUACACUCCUUACCUGAGCCAAAUGACGUCUCCCUCCAUCCACUCCACCACCCCGCUGUCCUCCACCCGCGCCACGGGCCUGCCCACCAUCAGCGACGUGCCAAGACGCCUCUCAGGUACGUCGGAUCUCAGUCCGUUCUCGGCCGAUCCGCGGCAGUUUGAACGUCAGUUUCCCGGUUUGUCCUCCCUCACAGAUUCCCGUUUUCCCAGUCCCAGAAUGCACUAUCCCGCGACCUUCACAUACACCCCUACACCGGUCACCUCGGGCAUGUCUCUGGGCACCACCCACUACCACACCUACCUGCCUCCGCCGUACCCCGGCUCCACCCAGAACCAAAGUGGGCCCUUCCAGACCAGCAGCACGCCGUACCUCUACUACGGCGCCUCGUCCGGGUCGUACCAGUUCUCAAUGGUGCCGGGCGGAGAUCGAUCCCCCUCCAGGAUGCUGCCGCCUUGCACUAGCGCAUCCACCGGCAGCACCCUCAUCAACCCCAACCUGCCCAAUCAGGCAGAUGGAGGCGAGGCGGACGGCAGCCACAGCAGCUCGCCAACUGUUCUCAACUCCAGCGGCAGGAUGGACGAGUCCGUUUGGAGACCAUAUUGAGACAGUCUGGUCGAACGAGACCUCAAUGCAGCACUGUUAGCCUUAAAGACCAAGAGCGAGAGAUAAUUGCUUGAAAGAAUCAUCGGAUUAGAAGCACAAACUCACUGGUACUCAUUGGUACAAUAUUGAAUGGUUGCAGUGUAUUUUUAUGACUACACUGAGGUUUUUUUCUAUAAAACAGAUGACCCUUACAGGGAAUGAUAUACGGCAUUAAGAUGCGAUCAUAUUAGCAAUAUUUAAGCGAAAUUUUGUAGAGCAACGGUAAAUGUGAACGCACCUUUAGUCUAAUUCAUCUGACAUUCCACUUCAUCAGUGAUAUAACCUAUAAUGCAAGUCACUGAAUUUAAAGGAAUAGUUCAGCCAAAAAUGAAAAUACAUUCACCUUCAUGUCGUUCCAAACCCGUAGGACUUUCUUUCUUCUGCAGAACACAAAAGGAGAUGUUUAGCACAAUGCUGAUGCUGCACAUUUAGAUACAACAAAAGUGUACUGUCACUGUCAUGCCUGGUGUUUGGGGCUUUUUAAAGCACCAACAAAGUGACUUGUGAGCUCAUUCAAUAGCUUUGUGCAAAGAACAGACCUAUAUUUAAGAGUAAACGAUGCCAGAACGUUUAUUUUUGGAUGAACUAUCCCUUUUUCUGUCCUUGAGUAAACGUUCAUUGCAAUAGGAAUGCAUCCACACUAUUGGCGCAGAAUAUUUUUAUACUAACUUGGUAUAAUUUAGCAUUUCUUAACACUGAAAGCAAUUGUUUUUUGUUUUUUUAUUUAUGCGUGCUAGAAGUCAGCUAUUUGAAACAGUACUGGCUAAUUCCCUCUGAUUAUUUUAAUUUAUGUAUGAAAUGGUAGCAAACAGUACUGAUUCGAGAAGCAAUAUAAGCCAUAUAAACUUUAAAUUAUGCGAUGUGUUUAGAGGGACAAAAUUUAAGACGUUUGAUUUUUGGGACAUCUAUUAAUAACUUAAUGAAAUAUUUACUCGUUUUGUAAUUUAAAUGCUUUGUUAUUAUUAUUGUUAUUGUAAAGCAACCAAAAAGAAAAUCCAAUGAUACGUAAGCAAUGAAGGAAGGACAUUUCAUUGUAAGACUAUAUCCACAAUUAAACGUUUGUGGAUUUUUCUUAUUUUUCUCAGAAUAAAUUCUCAGUCAGAAACGUUACAUAUUAAGACAUCCAGAAAUGUUUUAGACUGAGUACAUCUGAGCGAGUAACAUCUAUAACAAAAACGAUCAAUAAAUGUACAAAGAUAUGUUACGAGAGUUGACGUGCUGCACUCUCCACUUGUUUGAUUUUGGUAUCCGAUGUUUAUCUAGUUAAUUUAUUUUAGAUUUUUUUUUUUAUUUAAUGUUUUUCGGUGACUACAAGAACGACCAAGCAGUGCAGCAGUGGCCUAAACCUUUGCAUCUUCAGAUACAGACAUGAUCAAAUCUCUCGCAUGCACUUGCAAUAAUAAAACGGCCAGUUUCCAUCUCUUGUGCAGAUAUGAAACCAAUACGAUCAUCAGCCUUCUGUUCUAUAACUGGAUGGUUAACUGCACUUUGUAGGUUAGUUAAACACUAUGCAAACUGUACUACAACAAUCAAACUCAGAAAUGUCUCUUUGCUGUGUGCUAAUGUUCUUGAGGUACAAUAUAAUCAAGUACUUUUACUGGCAUGUUAGACAACAGAAUCUUUGGGCUGCAAGACAUUUUACUGAACGGACAAUCAAAUUGAGUAGCCUAAAUUACACAAUGGAUGUUUACCAGAAAAGUUUAUCAUCUCCAUUUCUAGAAUUUAUUUAUUGGUCAGCAAUCCAUAAUGAGUUGGGAUGAAAUUAUCACUGACAAGAGAACUCCUGCAAAUAUGUUACCAAUUUUGAAAAUUAUAUUUGCAAUAAUGCAAUUUUCUUUACACUUUGUAGUUGGCGUCUUUGAAGAAUAUUGUGUAUGUUUUUGGAUUCAACAACAAGUGGUACUUGAUAGAAUGUUUGUCCAAAUGUAAGUUAAUAGGCUGCUGGCAGCGUCCCCUUCUGAAACAAACGUCACUUGUCUUUUUAUUUCUAUUUUUGUUUAGAACAAAGCACUUCUUCUUUUAAAGGGACCUAAAACAAAUGAAGCCUAAAUGGCAAAAACAAAAACACAAAUGCAUGUCCGGGU